This is a messenger RNA of Pocillopora verrucosa, 792 nucleotides long. The record is from RefSeq and is a predicted model, not a curated record. Lineage: Eukaryota; Metazoa; Cnidaria; Anthozoa; Scleractinia; Pocilloporidae.
CGGUAGAUCACUUCACCACCCGGAAGUUUGGAAAGUCAAUAUGUCAGGCACUGCAGUGGCUGGUCCCACCUGCUUCAAAGGUUUACAUUAAGGACAUCUACCGGCUCCUUGUUGGAGAUUGUUUCUGCGAGUUCCGGUAUAUGUCUAGCAUGUUGAGUAACCUGAAGCAUUUCAAUCCUUCUUAUGAGAAUGAUCAUGAAUGUCCUGCAUGUCCUAAGGAGAAGGGAAGUUUAUUUAUCUCUGUUGAUGCAUUGUUUGGAUGUGUCCGCAAAUGCAGUGCUGGAACUAGUGGAAAGUCCUCAAAUCAUGGAGAGGAACUGUUCAUUAGCCAAGAAAAAGUAGAUACAUUUCUAGCUAAUUACAGCAAAAGACCAAGCAGUAAGUCAAUGGAGCAGUGUAAUCAGUUUCAAGCUGGUUCCAAUCUCCGUUCCAAAAACAAAUCCACAAAGCUCGAUGAGACAGCCCUCUUUGGUGGAGGCUGCAAGCACGAAGUGCCACUGAAGUUUUUCAGCUUAAAGAGAGGAGAAGAAAUACGCACCAGGAAACAUUGCUUGAAAAUGUUACUCUUGCGAUACCUGCAUUUCACUGCUAUGGACACAAAGUUUCUUGUCAGGUCAACUACAGUGGAAGACGGCUGGAAGGGUUCGGGAUGAGUGAUGGCGAGGUGAUGGAGAGACUGUGGUCUUACUUGAGGCCAACAGCAAAAAUAACGAAGGAAAUGACUCCAGCCCACCGAGUUGAUACAUUAACUGACUUCUUGAUGCAUUACGCUAAAAAGUCAAUUUCGAACCU